CACGGAGGCUUGAAUAGGAAGGCUAAAACGCAAGGUUCUCUCCCGCCGCGCGCUCCAUCCGACCAGGACCCCCAAAAAGCCCCGGUGAUUGUCAUUUAUGUCAUGGUGUUAAUGGAAAAUAGACUACUCUGUACUCGGUACUUCCUCGAAACCUCGUUUUCUAGAAACUUGUGGCCCCUUCCAAGCGCUUGACGCAAUGCAGUCGGUCAUCUGAGCCUUAAAAUAGAUGCAAGGGACUCAGGCCACACAAGCUCGAAUGUGCCAAGCAAGACAGACACGGAGCACACACUCCGCACUCCGGACCCUUCUCUUUGCGGGCGAGUAUUGCAUCAUAAAUCAACUGCCGACGGAGAACAUAUCUCAUUACGCAUGCUGUGCGAGAGCCGAGAUCAACAGCCGCAGUCAGCCGCGACCCAAUCUCAAGCUGCACACCGGACAAAUAUUUUCUCGUAGGCGUUUUUUGGAGUAACUGUAUUUCGCGGAGCUAAAUGAACGACCCCGACGUGAUCGACAGUAAGCAUUAAAUCCCGAAAUCCCUUUGAAUGUUGUCUGGGGUCCAGGCAGACGGAGAAAACCGCUCGGGACACGCAAGUGGUAAGUGGUUACCCGAGGAGAAUUUCGUCCGAAGGGGCUUCCGAUGGGUCGCAACAUCAUAACAUUACACAAUGCCACGCACAUGUAUGAACUAAGGACUAUCUCAUUUAUGUAUGAUGAUAAUGGGUCUCUAUAUUCAUGGAAAGC
Coccidioides immitis RS is the source of this 741-nucleotide messenger RNA. RefSeq lists its product as uncharacterized. The coding region runs from base 227 to 469 and encodes 80 amino acids. NCBI's taxonomy places the organism in Eukaryota, Fungi, Ascomycota, Eurotiomycetes, Onygenales, Onygenaceae. The transcript has 2 exons. The record is from RefSeq and is a predicted model, not a curated record.